Molecule: messenger RNA, 1887 nt
Organism: Neurospora tetraspora
Lineage: Eukaryota; Fungi; Ascomycota; Sordariomycetes; Sordariales; Sordariaceae
Product: MFS general substrate transporter
Exons: 3
Coding region: 1-1887 (628 amino acids)
Biological process (GO): transmembrane transport
Cellular component (GO): membrane
Molecular function (GO): transmembrane transporter activity
Source: RefSeq, a predicted model, not a curated record
AUGGCUCAAAGCAAGAUCAUCGCCCCGCCGGCCCGGCUCCUGCCACAACAGAGAAAGCACACUGGACUGAGUUCCGUCCACGAGGUCGUGUUCGUCUUCGUUCUCUGCCUCGCUCAGUUCCUCUCCCUGGCUGCAAUGAACCAGACUGUUGCCCCUAUGCUCAUCCUUGCCAAGUACUUUGACAUCCAUGACUAUGGGAACCUCAGCUGGUUCUCGGCAGCUUACAGCAUGACUGUCGGGACUUUCAUCCUUCCUGCUGGACGACUCGGUGACAUACACGGCCACAAGCUCGUCUUGAUGAUAGGUUGGGCCUGGUUCAGUCUCUGGUCUCUGGUCUCCGGCUUCUGCGGCCCUUCCAAUCUCAUAUGGUUCAGCACUUGCCGAGCUUUUCAAGGUAUGGGUCCAGCAUUGGUCAUCCCGAACGCUAUAGCCAUCAUCGGACGAACGUUUCCCAUCGGACUGAAACGGAAUAUCGCUUUUGCUUACUUUGGAGCAUCUGGGCCAACGGGAGCCGCGGUGGGCGCCAUCCUCGCUUCGCUUGUAGCUGAGAACCUUUCCUGGCAUUGGUGCUUCUGGUUUUUGGCUAUGACUUGCGCCAUGUUGGUGGCGGUAUCGUGGUUCGUCAUUCCCUGGCCUUCUGAGUCCCCUGCCUCCCCGGAACGAGCCACCAUCAAACCCGAGUCCGAACAGAUACCAGCCAAACCCACCUUCGACCACCUCGGCGCCCUCACCGGCGUCACCGGCCUAAUCCUCAUCAACUUCGCCCUAAACCAAGCUCCCCUCGUCGGCUGGAUGACUCCUUACAUCCCUGCCCUCCUCCUGCUCGGCCUUCUCUCUCUCCUCGCCUUCGUCUGGGUUGAGCUCUGCUUCGCCCAGCAACCCAUCGUCCCCCUCCGCGGCCUCCAGUGCCACGCAGCCUUCGUCCUCGCCAUCGUCUUCACCGGCUGGUCCUCCCACGGCAUCUGGGUCUACUACCUUUACAUCUUCCUCGAACACUUACGAGGCCACUCGGCGCUGCUUACAUCCCUCGAAACCUCCCCCGUUGCUUUGACGGGUAUCUUCUUCGCCUUUCUGACCGUCUACCUUUUGAGGCGCGGGGUGGCGGUAUCGCUGAUCAUGCUCAUCUCGUGCUUCUUUUUCUUCCUAGGCAGUCUGCUGGUCGUCCUGACGCCUUUGCACCAAACAUACUGGGCCAACACCUUCUUCGCCAUCCUCCUGAUGCCGGGCGCCAUGAACUUGAGUUUUCCAGCUGCUACGAUCCUGCUAAGCGAGCAACUGCCGCGCGAGAAGCAGGGCAUGGCGGCCAGUCUGGUGGCUACGGUCGUCAACUACAGUAUCAGCUGCGGACUCGGAUUGGCGGGGAGUAUUCAUAAGCGGGCGCUGCUGAGGGCGGGGGACAGAGCGGGGGUGGAAAGAAGCAAAGGGAACGGGAGGAAGCCCGUGCCGGCGCUGAGCGAGAGUAGUGAGGUUUUGGUCGGGGUGAGGUUGGAGGGCAUGAGGAUGGCGGUUUGGUUUGGGGUCGGGUUGGGCGCGCUGGGGGUGCUGGUUGCGGGGGGGUUUUGGCUUCGGGAGAACCCGAGGAGGAGGAGGAGGAGGAGAGAGGGUGGGAAGGAACAACAAAGGGAGCAGCAGCAGCGGGGUCAGAUGCAGAUGGAGUUGGGGCGACAGAAUCUGGAGAGAGGGUUGGCGCGGCGGGGUGGAAAGGGUGGAAAUCAGUCGUGGAAGGGUUGGGCGGGCACGACGGCGACGACGGCGACGACGGGGACGACAGGGAGCGAGGAUUCUGGGGUGGUGGAGGGGGAGACGGGUUUGCGUAUUUAUGAGGAGAUAAAGAGUGUUUUCUACUCGGCUUACGUCGGCCUGGAAAGGACCUCGAGAGUUGGCUGA